AUGUCUUCCGUAUCCAACAAAGAUGUUGCGUUAUACAUCAUCAACUUUUUAAAGCAGUCGGUGGCAGACAAGACAAUUGCUGAGGACUAUGUUGAAUCUAUGGAUGUUGCAAUUGACUGCAUCGCCGAUGCGUUUGAAGUGAACAAGGACGACGACAAGAAGGCCUUGACCCAAUUUGGAGGUAAAUCGUUGCCUGAGUUGUUGAAGGGCUUUGCUUCGAGCUCAGCUGCCUCAUCGUCAAAUGAUAAGACCGACAAGCCAUCACCCGUGAUUGUAGAUGAUGAAACCAAGGCCAAGGCCGACGCGUUGAAAGUGGAGGGAAACAGAUUUAUGGCAUCCAAGGAUUACCCAGCUGCUAUUGCCAAGUACACCGAGGCAAUUGCGUUGGACCCUACUAAUGUCGUCUACCUUUCCAAUAGAGCAGCAGCCUACUCAUCUGCCAGAGACCACCAGCAAGCAAUUGAAGAUGCCAAAAAGGCCAUCCAAUUGAACCCCGAAUUCUCAAAGGCCUACUCGAGAUUGGGCUUGGCUGAAUUUGCCCUUGGAAACCCAAAAGCUGCCAUGGAAGCCUACCAGAAAGGGUUGGAUGUCGAAGGAGAAACCAAGAGCGAGGCUAUGAGAAAAGGCUACGAAACUGCAAAGAAAAGAGUCGAAGAGCAAUUAGAAGAUUCCAUCAGUACAACAGAUAGAGAUGACGGUGCUUCGCGUGGUGGCGCUGGUUCAGGUGCCGGUGCCGGUGGUUUACCCGAUUUUGGAUCCAUGUUUGGUGGAGCUGGUGGACCUGGGGGUGGUAUGGGUUCAUUUGCUGAUAUGAUGAACAAUCCACAAUUGAUGCAAGCUGCUCAACAGAUGAUGUCGAACCCUGAUGCCAUGCAGAAUAUCCUCAAUAAUCCAGCUAUACGUCAAAUGGCCCAGUCCAUGGGUUUGGGUGGACCAGAUGGCCCGGAUUUAUCCAAUUUGAUGAACAAUCCAAUGUUUAGCCAGUUCAUGGGUAGAGGUAGCCAAGGCGAUAAUAACGAGUCAUGA
This is a messenger RNA of Lodderomyces beijingensis, 1026 nucleotides long. The record is from the annotation of a GenBank genome assembly. NCBI's taxonomy places the organism in Eukaryota, Fungi, Ascomycota, Pichiomycetes, Serinales, Debaryomycetaceae.